GCACUCUCAAUAGAACUCUGCCACUCUGCUGCAGAACUGAGCUGGCUGUGUGACGUCACGGGCCCGGGCUGGUUUCAGUCACGUGGCGGGUUGGAGGCCAAGCUGCCUGAAUGCACGAGAGAAGUCAGAGGAGAGCUGUGCAACCUUAAAAGGGGCUCUCCCGGAAACAGCAGCCCCAGCCCAGGGUUAAGGGUGGGAGGAUCUUCUUGAAGGGUCUCAGUCCAGAAUGCAGAGGUGAAAGGGGAAGCAAUGGCUCAAGCAGCUCAGGAACCAGUGACCUUUGAGGAUGUGGCUGUGUAUUUCAGCAAAGACGAGUGGGACCUGCUGGAUCCAAAGCAAAGAGUUUUGUAUAGGGAUGUCAUAAUGGAAAACUAUGAGAAUGUGUCCUUUCCUGGUAACUGGGAAAUAUUAAAGGUUUGCAUGAAGUGUGGGAAAUGUUUUAUAUACACACCAGGUCCUGCCGAACACAGUGAGACCCAGGAAGAAAUGGAAUGUGAAUGUAAAUACUUUCCACAAAAGAUGUUGGUUACACUUCAUGCUACAAACAAAAACUUGGGAUAUGAAGUAUCAAGAAAAUAUUUUUCUUUCCCAUCCGCAAAUAUAAGCCAAGAGCAAUUGGGUACAGGAGAGAAAUCAGAAUUUGCCUGCUACCACAGAUUCCACACAGGAGACAAACCAUACAAAUGCCAGGCAUGUGGGAAAUGUUUUGCUCAGAAGUCGCACCUUAUGAGGCAUCGGAGGCUACAUACAAAAGAGGUGACUUUCACAUGCAGUGAGUGUGGGAAAUGCUUUGCUUCUAAGUCAGAUCUCGUGAGACAUCAGAAAGUCCAUACAGGAGAGAAACCAUACAAAUGUGAGGAAUGCUGCAAAUGUUUUUCUCACAAAACCGAUCUCAUGCGUCAUCAGGGGAUCCACACAGGAGAAAAACCAUAUCAGUGCCAGGACUGUGGAAAAUGUUUUGCUCGCAACACACAGCUUGUAACCCACCACAGAGUCCACACGGGAGAGAAGCCAUACAGAUGCCAAGAGUGUGCGAGAUGUUUUGCUUACAGGACAGAUUUUGUGCUCCACCAAAGGGUCCACACAGGAGAGAAACCGUAUGUAUGUGAGGAAUGCAGAAAGGGCUUCUCUCGCAAGGCACUGCUUGUGGCACAUCGGAGAACUCACACAGGAGAAAAACCAUACAAAUGUGAGGAGUGUGGGAAAUGCUUGGCUUCUAAAUCGGAUCUUGUAAGACAUCAGAGAGUGCAUACAGGAGAGAAACCAUACAAAUGUGAGGAUUGCCAAAAGUGUUUUGCUCACAAGACCGAUCUCAUUCAUCAUCAGGGGAUCCACACAGGAGAGAAACCACACCAAUGCCAGGACUGUGGAAAAUGUUUUGCUCGCAAGACACACCUUGUAACCCACCAACGGGUCCACACAGGAGAGAAGCCCUACAGAUGCCAAGAGUGUGCCAAAUGUUUUGCUUACAGGACAGAUUUUGUGAUCCACCAAAGGGUCCACACAGGAGAGAAACCGUACAAAUGCGAGGAAUGCGGAAAGGACUUUUCUCGCAAGACACUUCUUGUGGCGCAUCGGAGAACUCACACAGGAGAGAAACCAUUCAAAUGUGAAGAGUGUGGGAAAUCUUUUUCUUGCAAGUCAAGUCUGGUGACACACGAGAGAGUCCACAUUGGAGAGAAACCAUAUACUUGCACAGACUGUGGGAAAACCUUCAGCUUUAGGUCGAGCCUUGUUCGCCACCAGCGACUUCACACCGGAGAAAAGCCCUAUAAAUGUUUGGAUUGCGGGAAGCAUUUCAGCCAAAGUUCAAACCUCCUUAAUCACCAGAGAAUCCACACUGGAGAGAAACCCUACAGCUGCGUGGAUUGCGGGAAAUCCUUUAGCAAUAGCUCGAGCCUCACAUCUCACGAGAGAACCCACAGAGGGGAAAAGCCCUAUAAGUGCUCCAGCUGUGGCAAGAACUUCAGUUGCCAUUCGGUGCUUCGGAUCCACGAACGGAUUCACACUGGCGAGAAGCCGUAUGAAUGCCUGAACUGUGGCAAAAGCUUCAGCCGGAGAGAAUUCCUCAUCGGCCACCAGAGAACGCAUACGGGGGAGAAGCCGUAUGAAUGUUUCGAGUGUGGGAAAAGCUUCAGCCAGCGGUCAAACCUUCUUAAUCAUCAGAGAAGCCACACGGGAGAGAAACCAUUCGAGUGUUUACACUGUGGGAAACGGUUCAGCCAUAAGGCGUCCCUUUUUAAACAUGAGAGGACCCACGGUCAGAGUCCAAUGCUGGGAAAGGAUUCAACCACAGUUCAAAUGGCUCUGAAUGUGACAGAACACACAUAAGAAAUGAAACUACAGGUGCAUCUACAUUGGAGUAUGAAAGCAGUUUGAUGCUACUUUAAUGCCAUGGUACACAAAGUAUUAUGUUAUUGAUGGUGAAACUUCAAAUAUGAUGUCAUAUGACAGGUUUAUUGCUUAUCAACACAAUAUAGAGCAGUGGUUCUCAACCUGUGGGUCCCCAGGUGUUUUGGCCUACAACUCCCAGAAAUCCCAGCCAGUUUACCAGCUGUCAGGAUUUCUGG
Molecule: messenger RNA, 2570 nt
Organism: Anolis sagrei ordinatus
Lineage: Eukaryota; Metazoa; Chordata; Lepidosauria; Squamata; Anolidae
Source: RefSeq, a predicted model, not a curated record